UCGAGAACAGUCAGAAUUGAAACUAAUUCUGCUAGUCUCUCGAAAUGAUCAACGACUUAAGAAGAUGGAUAGAUGGAGUGGAUCUAGUAGAUCUUAUUCUGCUGGCCUUGAUGAUCUCAGGCAUCCUGGUGAUGAACGCUAUUGAGGAUGCAUUCAAGAGUUGUGUGCUACUUGCCACAAUGGAAUAUUACCUGGCGAGGAAAAGUGAAGUGAUUUCCUUGGAUGCUAACGUCGCUUUCACCGUGCUGAUCACAGCAAGCGCAUUGUUGUUCCUUGGCAUGAAUUGGCUGCGACGUUCCCUCUGGCGGGAGUAUGAGGAAGUUGCAGAGGCGAACGAUUACUUCCUCAACAUAUUCAGAAUGCACAUGUGGCAACACUAUGUUAACCUUGCGCUGCUCGAUGAUAAUGACAAUCAAAUGAUUGCCAACGAUUGAAGGCAACUGCUUUCAAUGUUUAUUUCAAUUAAAGCGCGUGAGUUCAACUUGCAGUUUCCAGUUUCAAUUCAACUACACAACGUGAUCGUGAUUUGCAUUUGGUCGCUCUCACAUUGUCUUGCUCUCUCGCUGCAUGCCGGCACAGCAACACAAGCAACAGCAGUAGCGCAGAGAGAGAGAGAGAGUGAGCGAGUGUGAGAACGAGAGAAAGCGCGUGUUCUUUGCGUCGGUGGUUGUUGGUGCUCUCAACCAGAGCUGAGCACGCAAUAUGCCGUGCCAGCACAGAAUCAGUCACAUUGCGUCUGCUCAACUGACAGCACGUCGUCGUUCCAACGUUCCGUAAUAUAAUUCUUUUUUUUUUGUAUUUUUGGCGCAUUGCUUACCACCAAAAUUUGUGUUUCGCUAUUUUUUUUUUGCUGUUCCGUGUGCCUGGGAAUAUUACGAAAAUUAUUUGACUUUGCCGUGAAAAUAUUGUGCAUGUGAGCCAAAGUUCUUUUUUUUGGCAUAAAUCAAGAAGGAGAGAACGAAAAGCUGCCAAGAUGCUCAAGUGGGCUGUCAACCAGCCACGUCCUUCCUACCUGGACAAGGCUUCCGAUGCUGCUUGCACUUCCACUUCCACUUCCCCCCACUCCCUCCUGCUCCCCAUGCCGUUCCCCUACUGCGACGCCCUUGUUGAUGCAGCGCGUCAAGGCGAAGCGUCACUGUCCGCUUGGCCUGGGCAAGGAGAACAUCGAGCUGACCUCGACCUCCACUCCAUUGCCAGCUGCCUCGACACGGACGCCACUGCUCAGAGAUCUGAGCAACAUCAUCAACAUGUCGCCACUGCAGACCACAACUAACACCACAACCACAACGACUCCUCAGGUGCAACGCUGCCGCAGUCAGCUUCAGCUGAAGCCAACAACGGUCUACGCAUCCACGCUGCCCACCUUUGAGGCGGAGUAUUCGCCCAGCUACAGGACGAACCAGGAGAACCAGAGCAACAACAUCAUUCCAGGACCUCUGCUCGCCCUGCGUGGCAUCGGCAUCCCCGACAGCUACUUCGAGAAGCCACGCUACCUCGAGCAGAAGUCCAUUCCCCAACCCUUGCCCUCCGUCUCAACAGAGGCGGGAGAUGCUCCCUCAGUGGAACCCACCUUGAGUUCUACACAAAUGGGCGACGUGACGCUUGAGCGGAUGAUCGAUGCCAUUCUCGAGAGCACGCGUAAGCCACCAACUGGAUUAGGAGCAGCAGCAGGUCGUCCUAGAUGUCGCCAGCGACUGCGACAUCGUCACCAGCAUCAGCAUCAACAACGUCUCCUCUCCACUGGUGUCGUCCACUCGCCCACCUAUCGACCCGCAUUCGAUCCAGCCAGCGAUCUCCGCGAGUACUGGCAAUCAUCACCUCCAGCUCGAUCGAGCAUCAAUCCCGAUGGCUACGAGGAACGAGAGGUGUGCUCCCCACAGCCACAGCCACAGACACAGUCAGGAUUGGGAGUGAAGCAGGGACGCCGCUCGCUGCAGCUGCAGCUGAGGAGACAGCGCGUGGUGCGUCGCAAGCGGAAGAUCACCACGAAGAUCUCGUCGAGCGUUAGGCAAUCGGCGCAGAAGCUGCUCGCGGCUGCCUCACGCUCCGCCCAGAAGAAGCUGCCACAUGCCACAUCCACAUCCAGCACUUGCAGUUCGCGUUCCAAGCAGCGCCACAUCAGUCCCGACAGCGGUCACAACUCGACAAGUGAUUGCGAAUUUGAGGCAGAGCAGGAGCUCGACUCAUUUGGAGUUGUCACAAAGCGACGGCUGAGUUUCUCCUUUCAUGAGGAUGCGUUCGUGGAGAAAUGAGGAUUCCCGCGAGGGAAAUCUAAUACAUUUUGGCUGUCCAAAUAAUUUAUAAAACAUUUUUUUUUUUGGCACAUUGUUAUUUUGUUACUUGAAGAAGAAAUUCUAGAAAUUUUGUUUAAUUAAAUUAGCAAAUUUAUUGCUAAAAGCGAAUAUAUUAAUUGCCUUCGUCAA
Molecule: messenger RNA, 2423 nt
Organism: Drosophila nasuta
Lineage: Eukaryota; Metazoa; Arthropoda; Insecta; Diptera; Drosophilidae
Exons: 2
Coding region: 1029-2252 (407 amino acids)
Source: RefSeq, a predicted model, not a curated record